UCUCGUCGAAAAUUGCGUGGUUGAUGUAAUACUUGCACAGUGAUUUUAAGCGGCUUGUCCAUGCAUAAUGCAAAAUACUCUAUUAAUUAUUUUUAUUGCGUUGCGGGACAUGCGAUCAACCGUGAUAUUUGCGACUACAUAACUGGGUUUAACCGUGUAUCUGUACCUCGAUAAAAGUACUUAACACUUGCGCAAAUGAUCCACAAAUACAGACGCACUAUUUCGGAUUCUAAAACCUAGUAUUUACGAAGAUAACAAUGGCUGGAGCGACCUUACCUGAGAGGGUAGCUCAGUUGUAUUAUACAUAUGGAUUAUUCUGUUCUUCCUAUCCCAUUAUUCCUAUAACUGUUGCCUUAUCAGUGGUGUUAUUGUGUUGUUAUCCUCUGUUAAAUGUUCCAUUGCCGGGAAACAUUCCCACAGUUGUAAAUGUCCCGUGGCAGAUAAAUGAGAAUCAGAUGUCGACACCAGAAGGAUGCAAUUCCAAUAAUUGUUUACAAGAUGCUCCUCUUCCGUUAUAUAUCCUUCUAAAUGAAACUCAGCGGCUUCCACAUAUCUGGGCGAAAGAUAAGCCUUUGUUAUAUGCCCAGCAAAUAAUUAUGAAAAUAGGCGUGUCCCCUUGGAAUAAUAAUUUAAAAAUGUGGGAUGCGUUCAGAGCACCGUUGCAAGAGGUAUUUCGACUGCUCGAGACAAUAAGAAACCACGAGGAUGCUGACACCAAAAGCACUCUGCUCCAACAUUGCUACCAAAUCGAAGGCAUCAAGAAGCGAGAAAGCAAAGCGAGCUUAGAGCGAGUGUUGCCAGAAUACAGCUGCCUGUUACUGUCACCCGCCAACCUUUGGCAGCAGAGUCUGCAGACGUUCUCAUUGGACGCCAACAUUGUCAACACCGUGUAUAAUUAUCAGAAUCUGCAGAAGGGCAAAGCGUCCAUAGCGGAAAUGGCAUUCGGCCUCCACUUGCGCGACACGGGCAUCAAACGGUAUCCAUUGCGGGCGCGCCCGCGCAUACUCCAGUACGCGGUCACAAUGUUCUAUCAAUAUCCGGAUACAAAAUUCGUCCAGUCCUUAUCUAAAAAGCUGAUGGAAAUGUAUCCUCUCCAUCAAGAAUCGUAUAAAAGAAUUGACGAAGCGACUCUCAUAUAUUAUCCGGGACAAUUCAAUUAUCACGAAUUAGUACCUCUCACCAUAACAUUUAUGGGCCUAUUCCUUUAUGUUUACUUCUCUGUGAGGAAAAUAGAGUAUAUUAAGUCUAAGUUUUGGUUAGCUGCGUGUGCUGUGAUUUCUAUAGCGUCCAGUUUGUUGAUGUCGACGGGAAUAUGCUUCUACUUCGGCAUCACGUUAAGUCUCCAGGGCAAAGAGAUCGUCCCCUAUCUAGUCAUCAUAGUGGGCCUCGAGAAUGUUCUGGUUCUAACUAAGAGCGUCACGUCCACCGAUUCCCGAUUAGACGUCAAAAUCCGUCUAGCACAGGGCCUUAGUAAAGAAGGCUGGUCGAUCACAAAGAAUCUGCUGACUGAAAUAACCGUUUUCACACUAAGUUUCUUCACUUUCGUCCCGUUCAUACAGGAAUUCUCCAUAUUCAUGAUAUUGAGUCUCAUGGCCGAUUAUUUCAUACAAAUGGUGUUCUUCGCAACGGUAUUGGGUAUAGACGUGCAAAGGAUGGAGUAUUUCCAAGAUAGGAACAACAAAUUGCACUUGAAAGAGUAUUUUCACGUGAACAACGCUUUGAACUGGCGUUACAAUAAGAGUUAUGAGGAGGAUUCGCCGCUGAGGAUCAGGAAAUCGAAGUCGCAUCCCCGUUUGAACGGCUUAGCCCAGAGCAGUCCCACAGACGUGGUCGCGAAGAGGAAUUCGAAUGGCCAAAGCCAGGAUAACAGGGUGCCGAAGAGGAUUCGAUUGGUGAAUCUCUGGGCGCGCACUCGAUUCUUCCAACGAGCUUUUAUGGUCUGGAUGUUGGUGUGGAUAUCCAUGAUCGUUUACAACUCGGGUGUGGUCGAUUACUUCAUAACCAGUGCAGAAAUGGACGGCAAUUCGGAGGUGAACAAGAGGAAUUAUCAGAAGAAGGAGCACAAGCAGUCUGUGAACAUGAUGUACGCUAAGAACGCCAUGGUAUUCUCGCCGAUGAUAGACCUGGGAAGUUCCGAGAAGUCGGCGGCGGACACCAAUGAUACUCUGAUGAUGAAACAUUCGCCACAUUCACGCCCGUGGACCAGGUUAUCGCCCUACCACUGGUCGUCAAUACUCUCCCACUACAACGAGACGGUGGGGGGGAGGUACAUGGUGUUGCUUCCGCCGCUGCUGCUCAGCCACCGGCUCAGUCCGGAGCUGGCGGUGACGGUGAGGAACCCUGAGGAGAAGGAUCCGCCCCCACUCAGGUGGCAGGCCCUGGCUGCCGCCCUGGAUCCUAUUGAUAUACUGCCUGAUUUUGAGCUGAUCGAAAGCAAGAGUCCGCUACAGCACUGGGGCAGUUCCACCCCCCUCCCCCUCUACCCGACCACGCCCAUGGAAAUACUGCUGCUGGCCAUACUGUGCACCAUAAGCGUGGCCGUCAUCGCUUACAUGAUGGUCGUGUUGUACAGAUGCGUGUGCUCGCGCCAUUACGCGGAAUGGCGGGCGUCGUGGAGCGACGACGCCCUCUACAGGAAAAUCAUUGAAAACCAACCCGCAGUUCAGUUGGUAAUGGAAGCGGUACCCCUCGUGGUGGCGGGUCACAGCCAGGAGGUGGAGUGUCUGGUUACGGACGGGGAGAAGGUGGUCAGCUCCUGUCUCCAGGGCAACGUGAAGGUCUGGGACUCGCAGAAUGGAGAACUGAUAGCCACUAUCGACCGCGGGGCUUUCUUCAAAUUGCAAAGAGAGUUGUAUAAAGCGGGAACAAAGAAAAAUGUGGACAACAAAUCAGUUGCAAAAUUAUCACCAAAUUCAGAAGUUACACCAAAAAUAGAGACGACACACAGACUGCGCAAGGGCCUCGGCAACCACCUUAGCGGGCUUCGGUUCCGGGCGACCGCUAGGGAAUCCCCUUCACAUCUACCGACAGCUGAGACCACGAAGUAUGACUUCGCUAAGAAUUAUAGAGAAUUAUACUGCAGCGAGCAAAGUGAAGACCCAAACAAUUCGGAAACGAAAGAGAAUGACAUAAACAAUAUGAAUAUAAGUAAAAACGACAGUGUGACUAGUGAUAAAGAUAGUGACGAUAGUAUGUUAUUUAUGUUUAACUCUAGCGAUGAUGUGAUAAAUAGGAGUAAGAGAAGUGAAAUGAGAAGUGAAGUGAGGAGUGAAGUGAGCGGGGACAAUUGGAGGGGGAGGGCGGUGAGGCAAUCGCCAGUGUGGUGCAUGGACUUUUGUAAUGAUCUUAUAAUAUUGGGGUGCGGCGAUGGUAGACUGGAGUUUUGGGAGGCUAGCUCUAAGAAAUUGUUGUGCGUAUGGUGGGGUCCCGAAUCGCGGUCGGGUGAUCGCGACGCGGCCGGAGUGACGCACGUCCGAGCCCUAUCAGGGGCGAGACGUGUCUGUGUCGCAAGUCUAGCCGGCUACCUCACAUUGUUGCAACUGAACGCAUACAACGCCGCUUCUGGGGCGCAAGUUGAUUGGCAGUUCAGCACUGCGCACCGGAGGACUCACAAACGAACAGGGUCGACGGGGUCAUUGCACUACGUGAACUGUCCAGAUGACACCGCGAGGUCAAAAAUGACCUUCUCAUACGAGGCCGAGCUUAGCGAAGGAGAAGAAAUCAUAUGCCAGCGGAUAGCUCAAUGCAGGCCACACCAACAGCCGAUCACAGAGAUGCAGUCUGAAGCCGCCAGGAUAGUCACGGGCGGUCAGGAUCAUGUUCUCAAGGUAUUCUCGAGUUCAGAUCUAAGCGCCCUAUUCACACUGCACGGUCAUUGCGGGCCCAUAACUAGCUGUUUCAUAGACCACGCGACUCCAACUAUAGCCGGCAGCGGCUCACAGGACGGACUGCUGUGUGUAUGGGAUCUACAUACAGGCGCAUGUCUGUACAGUACGCAGGCGCACGACGGCGCCGUGACGUCACUGGCGUACACAGCUUCCUACGUCAUAUCAGCUGGCUCCGACGAGAGGCUGUGUAUAUGGGACAGAUUUCAAGGGCACAUGCUCAACUCUGUACACAUUGGUCUGAACUACAUGAGUCGAAUGUUGCCUCUGACGCACACUCUGCUAGUGAUGGGAGAUCGCAGCGGGCUGGUGGUGUAUGAUCUUAGCAGCGGCGAUGUUAUCAGGAGGGUUUUGUUAGGCCAAAGCGACGGCUGUAUCUUCGUUCGUCAAAUCCUCCCGAUGAAGGACGCCAUAGUUUGCGACUACGCGAACCAACUGCGCAUAGUCAGAUUCCCACUUGUAUCUCGCUUGGCAAACGCUAAGAACGAAUGAUGACACGUACACAAGAGGAAGCUCGCACUUUGACGGGGAAUCGAACGCGGGACUUUGUGAAACAUGAAAAAUUUUGUAAGGAAAAUUGUAAAUAAAUUGGAGCAUGAAAGAGUUCCAGAUGUGGUUAGUGAGAAAUCGUAGCGGAUGUAUUGUAAAUAAUUAAUUUUGACACACAGAUUUAAUUAAAUAAUUAAUUAAUUAAGAGUUGGUUGCAUCCAUAGAUUUCGGAAUAAUAUUAGACUGUAGAAGUGGUUAGUAUCGGUUAAUGUGACGUCGCGUCUGUUGUUGUUGAUUCUUUGACGAGAGGAAAUAGUAGAAACUGUUGUAUUGUCUUCUUGAAUAUCAAUUUUGAAAUUAAUUUAAUGGCAUUAUAAUCUGCAAUAGAAAAUUACGAUGCAGUGUACAUUUCUAAUGUCCGAUACAUGACAUUAUUCCCAUAUCUAUGUGUGCGCCAUAUUAGUUUAACGAUGAUCGAACUCUAUCAAUUAAAUCUCCAGUUAACCAGAAUAAAAAUUUCACCAUUAUAUUUUUCAUACUAGGGUCACUUAUCACCUGUUAAGUUAACUUUGAUGUAAUUUCGAAGUUUAAGAUAUUGUUGAGGACUUAGAAGUCAUUGUUACGAGUGAACGCUAAAUACUUUUAUAUAUAUAUAAUCAUCCAAGAUGGAAAAAUAAAGAUUAGUUAGUUUUCCAUUGGGAUUCCCAGUCAGGACCUUGUUAGUAAAUGUUUAUUAGUUUCACGAAGGUAUCUGUGGAAAGUAAUUUGACCAAAAACGACACAAUGCCGUUUGCAUUAAGAAAAAAAAUAUAGGUAACUUUAUCAUUGAAAUAUUUACAAGUUGUAAUAUUAGCUUAUCCGAUGUAAAUUAUAAUUUGAAAAUAUGACGAUGAUAAAAUAUGAUACUUUAUAUUAAUGUGACACAUUCACUUCUAGAGUAAAUCGGCUAUUAUGUAAAUUAAUAUAAAUAAAUAUUGCAUGUUUUCUCUCUCUCUGUCAAUAACUUACAAUGUAGAGAGAAGUUAUUCAAAAUUUUAUUGACAGCCUACAAUCACAAAAGGAUUCAAAAUAAAUGUGUCUUAGAAUUAUAGCGUAAAAUUGUUAUCAUAAAAUAUCUAGUAUAUAAAACAGGUUUUAACGCAUACGUUGUUAUCUAUUGUCGAUAUUUCGGUCGCGUUUCACGUGGAGGUAACAGACGAGACGAGAGUGCCUAAAAACUACAAUCUUUUAACUCAACGCGAAAAUGUUUAACAAAGUAAUAUUAAUAUAGUAUCACUGAAAUAUACAGAAUCUUCAUUGUCUUGUGAGAAAUAAAGUUAUUCAAAUAUAUACAUAAAAAAUUGAGGGCACUAUCAAAAAUUAACAAAUAUUUAAAGUGCUAAGUAUAUUUAAUUCUAAUAGAUCACUUAUCUAAUUACGAUUAUCAUAAGUAAAAGAAAAAUAUUUUGCACGACAUGUUCAUGUUAUUGAGAUAAUUGUUAUCACAUCGGGACCAUAUAAUUCGUGAGAUUAGAGUCGAUCUGAUUGUAUAUAGUCGUUCGUGUGUAGUAAGUAUUGUUUUUUUUUUAAAUAACUAAAUUGUAACGUCAGUUUUUACUUCCAAAACUCUUACCUACAUGAUGUUGUUAAGAACUUAAAUAUUUACGAUUAGUGUGGUUGAUAGUCUCAAUGGUAUUGAAAGAAAAUAUAUAUUAUAAUAAGUAUGUAUACGUUUAUUUCCUCGCCAUAACAUAACAAUCAAGUACUUAAUGGGUGUUUAUAAACGCUAAGUAUUUAACUUAAGAUUAAAACGGGUCGGCGUUAUAUAUUUUGUAUAAUUAUUAAUGAUUAAUUAUAUUUUCGUUCAUAUUAAAGCAGACAAAACAACAAUUUUAAUGAGGCUAUUGAUAA
Amyelois transitella is the source of this 6263-nucleotide messenger RNA. It is a transcript of the gene SCAP, whose product is annotated as sterol regulatory element-binding protein cleavage-activating protein. The record is from RefSeq and is a predicted model, not a curated record. Gene Ontology annotation, cellular component: Golgi membrane; endoplasmic reticulum membrane. NCBI's taxonomy places the organism in Eukaryota, Metazoa, Arthropoda, Insecta, Lepidoptera, Pyralidae. The transcript is spliced from 22 exons. Bases 258 to 4376 code for a protein of 1372 amino acids. Gene Ontology annotation, biological process: SREBP signaling pathway. Gene Ontology annotation, molecular function: protein binding; sterol binding.